This is a messenger RNA of Papaver somniferum (opium poppy), 7797 nucleotides long. RefSeq names its product helicase and polymerase-containing protein TEBICHI-like. The transcript is spliced from 25 exons. Gene Ontology annotation, molecular function: DNA-directed DNA polymerase activity; ATP binding; DNA binding. NCBI's taxonomy places the organism in Eukaryota, Viridiplantae, Streptophyta, Magnoliopsida, Ranunculales, Papaveraceae. Bases 110 to 6706 code for a protein of 2198 amino acids. The record is from RefSeq and is a predicted model, not a curated record. Gene Ontology annotation, biological process: DNA-templated DNA replication; double-strand break repair.
UUGAAAUUUCAAACGUUCAAUUCCAAUUCUAGGGUUUCGAAUGUCUUCACCUCCAUCGACCAAGAUUCAGUAAAGCCUCUGAUUCAACUUCGAGAUUCUUUACUCAGUCAUGGCAUCUGAUUCGAAUCGAACACGAAUUGACCAGUUUUAUGCUUCAAAGAAAAAGAAAGCGAUAUCGCCUGGACUAAGAAAAGAAAAAGAUUUCAAAGGUGGACUAAGUGGAACAUCUCCUACUGCUAAAGGUUCUUUGGAGAAUUACUUGGUAAAAUCAUCUCAGGAUGAUGAGUUUAGGGUCUCUGGUGUUGUUGCUUCGUCGAGGACAAGUCAGAUUAAGAGAAAAUUGGUGGAGGAUAAUGAGGAUUCGUCUUCGAGGACACAAAUUAAAAGAGACACAUUGUUUGUUAAAGAACAAGCAGAUGUCUCUCUUGGAGUGGUGGAUGAUGGUCCAAAUCGAGCUGCUUUAGAUGAAACAAUAAGUUCUGCUCCUGCAGAACUACAACAGUUUGCUGCUCAUUUUUUGCCGCUGUACUGCAGUAAUCUUUCAUCCAGGGUAAGCCCAUCGUUGGAACGGAAAUCGAAUGUGUACAAAAGGAGUGGUAGCCCAUCUCUUCUAGACGUGGAAGACAAGAAGGGAAAGAAGAAACAAUGUGUCCUCAGUCAGGAGCAAUCUCGAUUGGAAGAUGGGUUUGCUUCCCCAGUUAAGGAAUGUCAUGAAGGUGUGAAACAUGCAACGGAAGAAGUAGUCUCUGUUUGUCCUGCAGAACCUGAUGCUUCUGAAAAUAAACCGGUUGAUAUUCAUGGGAGCUUGACAAAAGGCAGUGAGCAGCUUAAAUCAAAGUUAGAUGCGGUUGAUUUAUGCACGCCUGAUAUACAGAAAAGUAAGGCGCUUGAAACACCUAGGUCAGUUCAGGGAAGCUCCAUCUUUUCACCUGGAGAGUCAUUUUGGAACGAAGCAAUUCAAUUUGCUGAUGGUAUUUUUAUUCCCAAAGACGAAAUGUCUGUCGAAGGAGUGCGCAAACUUAGUGCUUUAAAGGGUCAGUCUGAAGAAAAGAUAGCCAAGCUCAUAGAAGCAAGGAAUUCUUACAGAUUGCGUGAGAAGAAAACCAUUGAGAAUUCAGAAUUUGUGUUAGCUAAAGAGGUGUCUCCUUUACCCGUCAAGCAUUUCGAUUUCUUACAGGAUGAUAAAAACUUGGAGGAGAGUACUUCUCAUCCAUUUUCUACCAGUAAAACGAAGGAUUAUAAUGAUAAAGGUGGUGGACACUCUGAUGCUGGUUCUGUUAAACGCAAAGUUUUGCAGACCACUAGUUUUCUAUCUCGUUGCGGAACUGCUCAGCCAAAUAAGUUCAAUUCCUCUGAAGGGAACAUUGAAUCUUCUAUUCAUAUAUCCUCAAAUACGGAGCUCGUUGUUCCAGGUUCUGGCAGUGGAGAAAAACUCGAAGUUCAAAAGAUGGAUUUCACUUCUGUGGCAGCUGAAAGCAACAGGGCCUUACGGAGUGGAGAGAAUAAAAAUAGCCCAUCUGCAGGACAAACAGAAGAUAUUAGGAAUACUUUUGUUUCUGAUCUUAAAAAUUCUGAAUCAUGUACUCCAUCGAGUUCUCUGGGAGAAAAGGGUUUUUUGGAACUAAGCAGCUGGCUUCCCCCAGAGUUAUGCGGUAUAUAUAUGAAAAAGGGCAUUUCGAAGCUGUAUCCUUGGCAGGUUGACUGCCUCAAGGUGGACGGAGUCUUGCAGAGAAGAAAUCUUGUGUAUUGUGCAUCUACAAGUGCUGGUAAGAGUUUCGUGGCUGAAAUCUUGAUGCUCCGGCGAGUCAUAGCAACUGGAAAAAUUGCAUUACUUGUGCUGCCCUAUGUAUCAAUUUGUGCAGAAAAGGCAGAACAUUUGGAAGUACUUUUGGAGCCUCUGGGUAAGCAUGUACGCAGUUUCUACGGAAACCAAGGAGGUGGAUCACUGCCUAAAGAUACUUCGGUAGCUGUUUGUACAAUUGAGAAGGCAAACUUUUUAAUUAACAGAUUGUUGGAAGAAGGGCGUCUUUCUGAAGUUGGAAUUAUCGUUAUAGAUGAACUACACAUGGUUGGUGAUCAGCAUCGAGGGUAUCUUUUGGAGCUGAUGUUGACCAAACUUCGGUAUGCUGUGGGGAAAGGUAAUACAGAAUCAUCUAGUGGAGAAAGCUCUGGUUCGAGUAGCGGAAAGGGAGACCCCGCUCAUGGGUUGCAGAUGGUUGGAAUGAGUGCAACCAUGCCAAAUGUAGCAGCUGUAGCUGAUUGGCUUCAAGCAGCACUGUAUCAGACAGAAUUUCGACCUGUUCCACUUGAAGAAUACAUUAAAGUUGGGAGCAGUAUUUAUAACAAAAAGAUGGAACUUAUUCGAACAAUUCCUAAAACUGCUGAUCUUGGUGGUAAAGAUCCAGACCACGUUGUGGAACUAUGCAAUGAGGUGGUUCAAGAAGGUCAUUCAGUACUUAUAUUUUGUUCGAGUAGAAAAGGAUGUGAGUCAACUGCAAAGCAUGUUGCUAAGUUCCUGAAGAAGUUUCCCAUCAGCAACAAUGAUGAUCAAAGUGAACUGAGUGACAUUUCUUCUGCUAUUGAUGCCCUUAAAAGGUCUCCUGUAGGACUGGAUCCUGUAUUAGAAGAAACUCUGCCGUCUGGAGUUGCCUACCACCAUGCUGGCCUCACGGUUGAAGAAAGAGAAGUUGUCGAAACCUGCUACCGGAAAGGACUAGUACGUGUUUUAACUGCUACGUCCACAUUAGCUGCUGGGGUUAACUUACCUGCUAGGAGAGUAAUAUUUCGACAGCCGAAGAUUGGCCGUGAUUUCCUAGAUGGGACAAGGUACAAACAGAUGUCCGGUCGUGCUGGUCGUACUGGAAUUGACACCAAAGGAGAAAGUGUACUUAUUUGCAAAUCAGAGGAGAUUAAAAGAAUUACCGCUAUUCUUAAUGAUAGCUGCCCCCCCUUGCAAUCUUGCCUCUCUGAUGAUAAAAACGGAAUGACUCAUGCAAUUUUGGAGGUUGUUGCUGGCGGGAUUGUGCAAACUGCUAAUGAUAUUCAUCGAUAUGUUAGGUGCACACUUCUCAAUUCAACAAAACCAUUUCAAGAUGUUGUCAAGUCAGCUCAGGAUUCUCUUCGGUGGCUAUGCCAUAUGAAAUUUCUUGAAUGGAGUGAAGAGACCAAGUUGUACAGCACCACACCACUUGGGCGUGCAUCCUUUGGAAGUUCUCUAAGCCCUGAAGAAUCCCUUGUUGUUCUGGAUGAUCUUUCGAGGGCAAGGGAAGGAUUUGUGCUUGCAUCCGACUUGCAUUUAGUUUAUUUGGUCACACCCAUUAAUGUAGACGUUGAGCCAGAUUGGGAGUUGUUCUACGAGAGGUUCAUGCAGUUGUCUCUUCUUGAGCAAUCAGUUGGCAAUCGUGUUGGAGUGGGAGAACCUUUUUUGAUGCGAAUGGCUCAUGGUGCACCCAUCUCAGUGAAAUCAAGAGAGAAUAAGAAAGGCUUGCAAGGAAGAUGUCAAAACCUAUCUGUUGGUGGUACCAACAAGCUUUCGGAUGAGCAAACUCUUCGUGUGUGUAGACGCUUUUAUGUGGCGUUAAUGUUAUCAAGACUUGUUCAGGAGGCACCUGUGGGUGAUGUGUGUGAAGCUUACAGAGUGGCUAGAGGGAUGGUACAGUCCCUCCAAGAAAAUGCUGGAAGGUUUGCUUCAAUGGUUACGUUGUUUUGUGAGAGACUUGGUUGGCAUGAUCUAGAAGGUUUAGUUUCGAAGUUCCAGAAUAGAGUUUCGUUUGGAGUACGAGCAGAGAUUGUAGAACUGACUAAUAUCCCAUAUGUUAAGGGUUCUCGAGCUAGAGCACUCUACAAAGCUGGCUUACGUACACCUCAAGCCAUUGCUGAGGCAUCUAUUCCUGAGAUAGUCAAAGCUCUUUUUGAAUCUUCGUCUUGGGUUGAACAAGCUUCAGCACAAAGGCGUAUACAAUCAGGAGUUGCCAAGAAAAUAAAAAAUGGUGCUCGCAAAAUUGUUCUUGACAAAGCUGAAGAGGCAAGAUUAGCUGCUUUUUCAGCUUUUAAAUCUCUUGGGAUUGAUGUUCCUCAGUUUGGACAACCCUUGAUUUGCAAUGUUGCUGGGAAUCCCAUUAAUGACGAAGGCGGAGUGGCCUCCUCUGGGGAUGACAAUAAUUGUAACCUUAUCGAUAUCGAACCCACAGAAAAUGUUGCAGCCGAACUUGCUACCGAAGGGGCCGAGGCUUCUGACGCUGCUGUGCAACACAUUGAACGAGGGAAGUCAAUGAAGGUAUCAGAUACUGUGUUAGGCACCUCAAAUGAGGUAAACUCAGAUGUUGCAUUGGCCAGCAGCAAAAUCCUUGGAGUACCGAUUGGAGGUUUAUCCUUAGCUUCUGAUGAUCAGAUCCAAUCAGGUGUCAUUCAUAGAGAAAACUUUGUGUUACCAACAUCUGCACAAACUGUAGACACUAGCAAGAACAAUACAGUAGCUGGGAAGUUUGUAGACGCUAGCAAUAAUAAUUCAAUAGCUGGUAGUCACCUUAAACAUGAACAGGUAAUAGAUAGCAGUAGAGGAGAAACUGCAUUUAGCAAUGAUAGUCAGAACCUUAGUGAGAGAGGUCCUGUUAAUGCAAGUAAACUGCCUGGCGGAAUUGAUUCAUUUCUAGAUCUCUGGGAUACAAUCACCGAGUUUUAUUUUGAUGUUCACUUCACAAAACGAUCAGAACUGAACUCUAUUGUACCGUUUGAAAUUCAUGGACUGUCCAUUUGUUGGGAAAGUUCAUCUGUGUAUUAUUUGAAUUUGUCAAGGGAUCUAACUUGUUCCGGCGUCAGGAAACCUGAAGAUCCGCCCGGGAGCAUAAAUGGCGGCAAGUAUGGUUUUCUAACUCCAAAUCAUCAGUGGGACAUGGUUAAACAUAGAUGGAGUAGGAUAGCUAAGAUCAUGGCACGAAGAGACGUCAAGAAAAUAGGCUGGAACCUAAAAGUUCAGAUGCAGGUGUUAAAGAACCCUGGCAUUUGGAUUCAUCGGUUUGGUAGAGUGAGCUUUACGCAGAAGGAAAUGGAUAUUCAACUAGUUGAUAACUCAUUCUUUUUGCUUCCCCGGGUAUAUGUAGAAGAUGUGAUUGACAUGUCUAUUGUAGCAUGGAUACUAUGGCCCGAUGAAGAGAGAAGCUCCAACCCGAAUCUCGAAAAGGAAGUAAAGAAAAGGUUAUCCCCUGAGGUGGCUGCCGCUGCCCAUCGGUAUGGUAGGUGGAAGAACCAGAUGCGCCGAGCUGCCCAUGAUGGCUGCUGCCGUCGUGUUGCUCAGAUCCGAGCUCUAGGUUCUGUCUUGUGGAAGUUAAUUGUUUCAGAAGAACUUGUUGAAGCUCUUGUUAGCAUUGAAAAUCCACUGGUUAAUAUUCUUGCGGAUAUGGAGCUGUGGGGAAUAGGAGUCGACAUGGAAGGAUGCCUUCGAGCAAGGCAGAUACUGGGAAAAAAGUUAAAGGAGCUUGAGGCUGAAGCUUACAGGCUAGCUGGAAAGAACUUCUCAUUGUACACAGCUGCUGAUAUUGCGAAUAUACUCUUUGAUCACUUGAAGCUGCCCAUACCUGAAGGUCAAACCAAAGGAAAACAGCAUCCAAGUACUGAUAAGCAAACCUUGGAUAUAUUAAGGCAUCAGCAUCCUAUUGUUUCCGUGAUUAAAGAGCAUCGAACUUUGGCAAAGCUAUUAAACUGUACGUUAGGAUCGAUUUGUUCUCUGUCGAGGCUAUCUAUGAGGUCACAGAGGUACACAUUACAUGGUCAUUGGCUCCAGACCUCAACAGCAACUGGGCGUCUUUCAAUGGAGGAGCCAAAUCUCCAGUGUGUUGAACAUGAAGUUGAGUUCCAAUCGUGUGUCAAGGACAAAACUGGAAGUGAUCUAGAAGCUACUCGCCACUUAAUCAAUGCACGUGAAUAUUUUAUGCCUACUCAGGACAAUUGGUUGUUGCUGACUGCAGAUUAUUCUCAAAUAGAAUUGCGAUUGAUGGCUCAUUUCUCCAAGGAUUCUUCGUUAAUUCGGCUUCUUAGUAAGCCAAAUGGUGAUGUAUUUACAAUGUUAGCUGCGAGAUGGACUGGGCAGCAAGAAUCUAAAGUUAGCUCCAAAGAGAGGGAUCAAACAAAAAAGUUGGUUUAUGGUAUCCUAUAUGGAAUGGGUCCUAAGACGCUUGCCGAACAACUAGAUUGCAGCUCAGACAAUGCUGCCGAAAAAAUUCAAAGCUUUAAGAGUUCUUUCCCUGGUGUUGCUUCGUGGCUUCAAGAAGCAGUUGAAUCUUGCCGCCAGAAAGGAUAUGUCACAACUCUUAAGGGGAGAAAGCGCUUCUUAUCCAAAAUAAAAUUGGGAACCAGCAAAGAAAAAGGAAAAGCCCAGAGACAAGCUGUUAAUUCUAUUUGCCAGGGAUCUGCUGCUGAUAUAAUUAAGAUUGCAAUGAUAAAUAUUCACUCGGUGAUUACUGAGGGAUGUCCUGUACCUGAUUCAGCUACAAAGUUUGCAGAACAGUUUCCCAUGCUAAAAGGCCACUGCCGGCUUGUUCUACAGGUACAUGAUGAACUUGUACUGGAAGUAGAUCCUUCUGUCCUACGGGAAGCUGGAUUAUUGCUGCAAGGGAGCAUGGAAACUGCUGCAGCGCUUCUGGUUCCUCUGCAAGCAAAACUAAAGUUUGGAAAAACAUGGGGUUCAUUGGAACCUUUUCAUGCAUCGUAAGGAAGCCAUACAACAGUUAUAUAUCACAAGUAAUAUUCCUGGAUUUUUUUUUUGGCUGAUGUUCGUGAAGGAGGGUUGUUUGAUGUGAAACGUCCGAAGUAGCUAAGUCAAUUUCUCAUUGGCCAUUUUAAAGAACAAACAACUUCCGGAAGUAGACUAGGCUUUCAAAAUCUGAAUCUACACUGAAGUUAAAAAGGAUUUUUACCUUUCCACAAAUACAUACCUUCAUGAAGUGCGAAACACCUUGUCCCGAGCCAUGCAGGAAAUAAGGUAGAUGAAUGCAUGCCUGCCACUUUAUUCGAGGAGGAUAUGUAAAAAUGCAACAAUAAACUUGAACUGAACUGGUUCAUUAGUGGCAUAAUGGUGCCAAUGUUAACUUCCGAGCGUGUAUCUUAAUCAGGAAAACUGUAAGAUGUAUACUGCUUAAACUGUCUGAAAGUUGAGAAAAUGAAGCCCUUGUAACGACCAAGUCUACAUCUAGUCCUGCUAUUGGAGAGUAUAUAAUUCAUCUGCUGAUCUUGGAAUGUGAAGGUUAAAACCAGCAUAUUUGAAGAAUCGAAGUUCACGUAGGGGUACAUUUUUCAGAACAAUCAUAUGGGACUUGAAUUUGGAAAAUUAGAUGUUCAGAAUCUUCAGAUAUCUGCAAGGAAAGGCAGCUGAGGAAAGGAUACAUAUACUUAUUUUAUGUUACGAGGUUCAUUCUAGAGAUUAACUGCUGAUUGUAUUGACAAAGGUACAGAAGUUGCGACUAUGUGAUAUAGCUAGCAUGUUCUGUGGUCUAUGUGAUAUAGCUAGCAUGUUCUGUGGUCUGUAUUCUGGUUUCGUCGUAGAUGAUUUACAAACUGAUCAUCACGCCUGACUUGUUUGACAGUGGCCAAACAAAAAUAGCUCAAAGAAGUUAAGCAGACGGCGGCAUGAGGUAUUUCUUUUCUUAAGGUAAUUUACAUUGAACACGAGAUCUGCUGUAAAUUUUUUUGCCAUGUCCAGAAAUCCUCAUUGUUUUUUCAUCAUACAUUGUAAAUGAUUUGCACAUUAGUAUACACAACGGUCUGAGCUGAUUUUUUUUCCCUUAAGCUCAAUGAUGCAUAACA